AUGAGGGAUUCCCUUAUAGUAGAUGCAAUCCUAAGGUCAGAUACUAGACCACACUACACGACUGACGGUAGUGGGGAUGUUACAAGACGAUCGCCAUCCACAAUAUCAGAUGACACAAAUUGGUUCCUAAUCCGAUCCUGUCCUUCCUUGGGGCUUUCUCUAAUUAUCUACCUUAAAGACAAAGCGAGAUUUUUGAUGUUCUUCCAGAAGAGCACCAGCCUCAACAUACAGGAGAUAUUAUUCCAACACGGUCCCUACUUAGUAGACCCUAUUGGGCUCAUACUAAUCACACUCAGCAAUGGUCAACACCAAAGUGUGGACCGCGUCUGCAAUACGAGACUAGGUGAACACCGACCUUACGAUUACGGUCUCAUUUCUAUGAUGGAGAUCAUGCUUGACCCGACACGAUCGGGUAAAUUUGCAUUUGAACCUAACAGACCAGCCUAUCGCUUACUAGACGAGCCAACUCCCCAAAAAAGGGCCCCGCACUAUCUCGAAUGGGCCCUCGAGCUGGGGUUUUCAGAUGUAGCGGACUUUCUAACCUCGUACGGGGCUCGAGUCCCCACAAAUAUUGUAGAAAAAGCUGCUCGGAUGCAGGCUUAUAGAGUCGUUGAAUCUUAUCUCAGAACAAGAUUGAUGAACCCCAACCCUAGUCGAGAUGAUUAUAAGUUCGUUCCAGAGGAAUCGCUGAGCUUGCUUUAG
Orbilia oligospora ATCC 24927 is the source of this 702-nucleotide messenger RNA. RefSeq lists its product as uncharacterized. The coding region runs from base 1 to 702 and encodes 233 amino acids. The transcript is spliced from 2 exons. The record is from RefSeq and is a predicted model, not a curated record. Lineage: Eukaryota; Fungi; Ascomycota; Orbiliomycetes; Orbiliales; Orbiliaceae.